AUGAUUUUCGGUGAAAAUUUAGCAUGGUUACUUAGGUUUUCCUCACAGACUGUGUAUCUGUCAAAUUUUUUAGGAACGCCGCAGCGGAAAAUUCGGGAAGGAGCAAUGGAUGACUACAACUUUUCAAUUUCAGAUAGUUGGUCAUUUGAGAAUGAUGUUCGUAGUGAGGAGAGUGUCUCCCACAAUAGUCGCGAUUAUACACUAGAAUUUACCACCGACCAGAUUUUUGAAAGUAGAGAAGAUAUGUUAGCUUGGGCGCGGAGCGUUAGUCUAAAAUAUGGUAUUGUGGUGGUUAUUUUAAAUUCUACUAAGUUAAAAGGCGGCAAAUUGCCGAAGUGCAUUCUUGGUUGUGAAAGAGGAGGAAAGUACGAACCGCUACGGUAUUUGGUUGAAGGGCAAUCCUUGCAAAGAAACACUGGGACUAGAAAAUGCGAUUGCCCAUUUCAACUGCGAGGUAUACCACAACAUCCAUACGGUAUCAGGUGGAGUUUAGAGGUUAUUAGUGGUGUCCAUAACCAUGAAACAGCAAAACAUAUUGAGGGCCACGAGUACCCGUCAAGGCUAAAACCAGUAGAGAAACAAUUUGUGGCCGACAUGGCCAAUAGCACUGCGCCUCGUGAGAUUCUUAAUAUUUUGAAGCAAAAAGACCCGUCAAACACUACGGGAAUCAAGAGCGUUUAUAACGCUAUUUUUACAAAUAAAGCAGCCAAACUGGACGGUCUAACUCCUAUUCAGUAUGUCAUACGUCAAUUACUUAAGAAACAUUACCUCCAUCAAUUUCUUACAAAUCCGGAUACUAACGAAAUCACAGAUAUUAUUUGGGUUCAUCCUAUGAGUCUAGAGCUAUCUGUCAACUUUCCGUCUGUACUAAUCAUUGAUGCCACGUACAAGACCAAUGAGUAUCGGAAACCACUAUUGGAGGUUGUGGGUAUCACAUCCACAUGGCGAACUUACUCGCUUAUGUUCGGUUAUCUUAGUAAUGAGAAAGAAGAGACAUUGACGUGGGCAUUGAAUAACUUAAAAAACUGGAUGCUUCAAAAGGGGGCGUCGAUGCCAUUGGUGUUUGUUUCAGAUCGGGAUUUAGCGCUAAUGAACGCCAUUGAAGCAUGUUUCCCUACAGCACGUCACAUCUUGUGUAUUUGGCACAUAAAUCAGUGCGUCAUGAAGAACUGCAGCCGUGUGCUUGGUCCGGAAUGGAAGCGCUUCAUCAAGUCAUGGCACUCGCUUAUCAAUUCAUCUACACCUUCGUCUUUCGAACAGAAGUGGCAAGCCAUGUGCAACGAUUUUCGCCAGUUCCUGUAUGUCAUAACUUACCUGUGGCAAACAUGGUUAAAGUCGUACAAAGAGCGGUUUGUUUCAGCAUGGACAGAUACAUGCAUGCACCUCGGAAGCAAUUCAAGUCAAAGGUACAACCUAGUACUGCAUACAUUUGAUGAGGAUGUUUACGAUUGUUUUACUCAUUUGCCAUUGAGGUCCCCUCCAGUUCCAAUCGAAUACCGCCGGGAAAUUGCUAUUGCCCGUGUUAACAACAAUCACUUCGUGCAAAUUUUCUUAGAACCUCAUUACCCUGUACUACCCAUUCCAACAUGGUGGGAGGAAAAUUCAUCGGAUGAAGCUAAAGGAUGGGCUGCCAGUUAUGAAACACGUUUGCUAUUGUGGUACGAAGUAAUGGGUAUAAGCACGCCGGGAGCAGCAUUUGGAGGAGAUAAUGAUUAA
This is a messenger RNA of Rhododendron vialii, 1716 nucleotides long. RefSeq names its product protein FAR-RED IMPAIRED RESPONSE 1-like. The transcript is spliced from 3 exons. NCBI's taxonomy places the organism in Eukaryota, Viridiplantae, Streptophyta, Magnoliopsida, Ericales, Ericaceae. The record is from RefSeq and is a predicted model, not a curated record. Bases 1 to 1716 code for a protein of 571 amino acids. Gene Ontology annotation, biological process: regulation of DNA-templated transcription.